Sipha flava (yellow sugarcane aphid) is the source of this 1494-nucleotide messenger RNA. RefSeq lists its product as uncharacterized. Lineage: Eukaryota; Metazoa; Arthropoda; Insecta; Hemiptera; Aphididae. The transcript has 7 exons. The coding region runs from base 1045 to 1446 and encodes 133 amino acids. The record is from RefSeq and is a predicted model, not a curated record.
AUAUGCAAAUGCAUGAACUUACGAGCUCUGUUAUCAAUCUGAAAAAUUGAUUUAAAGACAAAUUCAAUAUUUUGUACCAAUACCAAUGAUUCAAAUAUACCUGAACAUGAUAAUAAUUAUAAAGAAGAAAAUGAACAAAAUGUAUUGAAUCUUACAUUGACUAAUCCAACUGAUUAUGCACACUUUGAUAAAGAAGUAGAUAACAGUGACCUUAAAAGAAGCAUUAUAUAAUUUGGUCUAUGUAAGCCAGCUAUUGAAUUUUCAAAAAAUAAUGAUGGCAGAAAAUUUUCUUCUAAUUUCUAUUUUGUUUCUGCACGGUCUGGUUCAAAAAUACCUCGUUAUUGGUUAUGCUAUUCUACAGUUUUAGAUAGAGCUUACUGUGAAUCAUGUUGGUUGCUUGUUAAUAGAAAAAGUACUCCUUUUAAGUCUGAAUGGAUAAAUGGAAUCAAUGAUUGAAAACAUUUAUCUCAAAGCAUUCAAUGUCAUGAAAUAUCAACUCAAAAUGUAGAAUCAACAAAUAUGCGGAUCAUAUGGAUGAAAAAUAGAACGAUAGAUCAGGAAGUAAAAAUACAAUAUAGUAAAGAGACUACAUUUUGGAGAAAUAUUUUACUACGUUUGAACAAAAUCAUAUUAUCAUUAACAGCGGGAAAUACUGCCUUAAGAGAGCAUAGAGGAAAAAUUGGAUCUGUAGAAAAGUGUUCAAAAGGAAAUUGUUUACGUACUGUUAAUUUAUUGGCGGAAUUUGAUCCAAUUUUAAAUUAUCUAUCGAGUAAUCCUUAACACAAAAUCAAAUACUUAAGUCCAUUAAUUCAGAAUGAGUUAAUUGAAAUAUUAGUUAAUAAAGUUCGUGAAAUAAUUUGUGAUGACCAGGGCUCGGAACUUUAUGCGCUAAAAAAACCAUGAAAUAUGUGCAUACGUAUGCACUAAAAAACACCAAAAUAUGCGGCAUUUUAAUUUUUGUUCAACAAAUAUUAAAAUCAGAAUAUUACGUGGCACAUAAGCGGUAAUCGAGCACGAUUUGAAAUAUGCAGCUUCCUGAGAAAGAUGCAAAUGCAUAAAGUUCCGAGCCCUGGUGAUGACAUUAGAAAGUCUUGUGGUUUUUCAAUAAUAUUGGACUCAACUCAAGUUAUUAAAAAAGUUGACCAAAUACCUGUAUCAGAAGAAGAAUGGAAAAUUAUUUCUAAUAACUUUGAAUCAAAAUGGAAUUUUAAUCAUUGUUUGGGGGCGAUCGAUGGCAAACACAUAGAGAUAAUAAGACCUCAAGAUUCUGGAUACGUGGAACUAGGAAGUUGGAGAAAUCAAGAUGAGCAAUUAGGUCAGCUACAGCCUUAUCAAGGUAGAAAUUCAUCAGUAACAGCCAAAGAAAUACGAGAUAAAUUUUGUAAUUAUUUCAACAACGUCGGGGCAGUCCAUUGGCAAGACGAUUUAAUAGAUAUUAAUAUUUAAUUAUUUUUUUUAUUAUUUUUUUUUAUUUUGUUUAUUAGUAUCAUUAUU